GCGAUCAAAGCACUGAUGUUUGUGGCUGCCCAGCAAGUCCGUGAGCUCUUGAAGGUCACUGUCGCGACCUCACUUGAGCUGAAGCACCACUGGGCGAUGUUCGCACUGAGGGGUGUCAGGAUGUGGAAGGGAUGGAUGAUUGGUUCUGCGCUCAAGUGUUACCCCGCGUUGUCUUCGCACUUUAACGUUCUCACGUUCGUGUGCACGAACAUUCGGG
Messenger RNA from Prorocentrum cordatum, 217 nucleotides. Lineage: Eukaryota; Dinophyceae; Prorocentrales; Prorocentraceae. The record is from the annotation of a GenBank genome assembly.